Brassica rapa (field mustard) is the source of this 8357-nucleotide messenger RNA. Its product is annotated as laccase-5. Gene Ontology annotation, biological process: lignin catabolic process. Gene Ontology annotation, cellular component: apoplast. The record is from RefSeq and is a predicted model, not a curated record. NCBI's taxonomy places the organism in Eukaryota, Viridiplantae, Streptophyta, Magnoliopsida, Brassicales, Brassicaceae. Gene Ontology annotation, molecular function: hydroquinone:oxygen oxidoreductase activity; copper ion binding.
GCUUAUCAACUCUUAUCACCGUCCUUAGAGUGUGGCUGAGACUUUCGGUAGUAGCCAGUCUGCACUGAAUCUGAUGCAUUCUAAUACAGUGUUCAGUAGGUAUGGUGUUCUUGGUUUUAAAUGUCGUGUGGCGAGGAUUGGCGAAAGGAGGCUCGACACUCGCCACUCGCCAUGGCGUUUCAUGGCGAUCGCAUCGCGUAUCAGCCGCUCAAAAGGUAUAGCGAGGAAAGGCGGUCGACUCUCGUACCUCGCUUAGCAUUGGGGUCUUGAGUCGUUUUGGAGGUCGCCUCAGGUCGCUACUCGCCAUGGCGAGCGGAGCGGUCGCCUUUUAAAACCAAGAUGGUGUUAUGAUGAUCCAUUUGCUGUAAAUACAUACUUACAUUUUUAAAAAAUACUAGAUUUUGAUCGCAGAUGUUUAAAAAAAAUACGAUGCUAUUUGUUUUUAUGUCACUAUUUAUGGUUGGACAAAAACUCGAAUUUGAAGAACCAAACCGAUCUUAAAGGGAUCCGAAUAAGUAGUAUCAAAUCCGAAUCGAAAUUGAUUAAAUAUCUGAAUUAUUCAAAAUUUUGGUAUUUGAAGAACUGAAAUCUAAUCCAAUCUGAACCGAAGUAUUUUGGGUAUCCUUGAUCCGUGCACCCGUGCGGGGCAUGUUUAUUUUUGUCUGCAACAAGUAACAAUGUGGGAGUGAUGACAAAAAAGAAGAAGGUAACAAUGUGGGAGUACAGUGCUUUUUAUAGUUUCAACUCCAGGUCAAAGAUGUUAAUAAGUUAAUAAGUAUAUGGAACUCAGAAUCUCAUACUAGUAUAUGGAACUAGAAAUCUCAAACUCAUACACCGUAGAAUGUCAUGAUCUAAAUAUUUUGAAGGCUCUUACUCUAAUACUCACUAGCAUUCGAUCGACAUCACUAUGUUACUUGAUUUUGAGCGAAUUUCAAAGACAAAAUUCAAAACACACUCCUGUGAAAGUAUUCAAAUAUCUAUAUGAAUGACUAGAGACCUGACCGUAGUAAAUCUUAAUAUUUUUACGUCAAUGAUUUGGGUUUGUAUACAUUGUAAUGUUAUUCUCUCAACCUAAAAUCCACUAUUUUAUUCGUCCACAAGUUUCCUCUAUCUUGACAGGAUACAGCGACAAAUAUUUUCUCUGGGCUUGAUCGUCAUGAUAGGAGUCAUAUCAUGGUAACAUGUUUUGUGAAGUAGGUUGGGUAAUGACAUGUAUGACCGGAACAAAUUAGUAGUAAAUCUGGUUCAUGCCAAAUCUUGAAAUACAUAAGCCUCACGUUUAGUUUGGUUCAGUCUAGAAAACUCGGUUACCAACAAACAAAUUGAAUAUCCGAAUAGUUUUUGGUCAUCUGAACUGUUUUUUUUUUUUUUUUUUGGGGUCAAAGUCACUGAGUUGUUUCUUCCUUAGAUAUCUUAUAGGUGACCUGCUUUUAAUCUUUCAUUACAUGAGAUAUAUUAAUCGUGGAAUCAUUUUUGUCUUUUCAAAUCUUUUUCCAAGAUUCUAAUUAUUUGUUACUUGUGAGAUAUAAUAAGGUGUUUACCAUUAAACAGAAAAUAUGUUUUUUCUCUUUUCUUUGUAAAGAAUAUUUUCCCACUUGUAACAAGAGGUUAGCCCAAACAUUACGGUGUUAAAAAAAAAAAGACCAAACAGUAUGAACCUAGUUAGGAUCGUACCUACUUUUGACUAAUGAAUGAAAUUAUGAUUUAAAGGAAACCAGUUCUUACGCCAUUAAUAUAAUAUAAUCAAGAAUUUUCAGAGUAUAUGAAUAUAUGAUAUCAUCAUUUAUCAAAUAUUCUUUCAAAAAAAUCAUUUAUCAAAUACGGUUUUCUUUCAAAAAGAAGUCAGAAUGAUAGUUAAAAGAUUUUUUUUUAACUUCUCAAAUAAUAUAGUGAAAAAAAUUUCUGGAAAGAAGAAUUUGGAUACCGACACCAGCUGUCCUAGAUGCAAUUAUCCAAAGGAAACUAUAAAUCAUAUUUUUGAAUGUCUUUUUGCCUUGCAUAGGGUUGAGCUUUAUCAAACUAUCCAUCUUUCUGGAUUUUUUCCGUCGGUUUACCAAAACAUAGAUAUUCUGUUUUAGAAAAAAAAGAUGUGGUCUAUUCGAAACUACUUAUAGACACAUUCUCUUAGAUCUUGUGGUAUAUUUAGAAAGAAAGAAAUAGGAAAGUAUUUAAUGAAAAUAUGUUUAACCUUUAGACACCUUCCAUCUAGCCUGGUUCGAGGCGGAAUGCUGAAAAAACUAACCUUUCAAAAGACAAAGAGGAAAAUGAUACACCACCAGUUUCUGCCGCUAUUUUGACUCUUCUUGUGGAACUCUAAAUCCUGACUUGUUAAAUUGAUGUCUAUUGGAUCAAUUAUGGUAUGGUCAGUGGACUAGGAUGGAUCCUUAUAGAUUAGAUGGGAGUUAAAUGUUUUGUACUACAAAGCUUCUGCAAAAGUCUCUCGGCUCUAUGGUGAGAUGGAAAGAAACUUCUAUUGGUAAUGCCUUGUUUACGAAAUUUACAUAUGACUACCAUACAAAUAUAGAUAUAUUGCUCAGACUUGGUGUACACGAUUCUGAACCCAUUUAAUUGACCGACAUUUACUUCUGAAAUAGUUUCAUUCCACAUGGUACGAUUUUUUUAUUUGGAUUUCGAUAUCUCCCAUAUACUCAGAUCUAUGAAUAUGCAUGUACCCUUUUGUCAAAUAGGCGAGAAUUCACGGUGUUCUUUUUUCUAUGUAAAUCAAAUCUGAUAGGAACUAAUAUCUUUUCGGAACGACUAAACCUCGACUACCAAGUGAUCUUGCAAAAUAAGCAUUGACAAAAAGUGUGAGUUGACUUUGAGCUUAAUUGCAGAUGCAAGGUCAAUUUUAAAUAUGUUUAACUACAUGUGAUACACAUUUCAUUUUCAGAGAUAAAGCAAAUAGAGAUUAGAGAUACCUAAGAAGAGGACAAUAACUACCUCCACCAAACAUAAUUACUAAUCUCUUGUUCACCAAUCAAUGUCUCCAAUAUUCAUCUCAUGUAACCUCUUCUUUUCUUAACAACAUAUGUUUACCCCUUUUCCAUUUUCCAUUUUCUUACCUUUCAGAUUGUUAUUGUCAAAGAUAUUUUAAACGGCUGUGACUAUUCAGAUCAAUUCUCAUUUAACUCUUUUUCACAAAAAUGAAAAUUUAUUGAAAAUAUGUUGAAUUAGAUUUAUUUUUCUAACUAGAUUUUUUUUAUAAUAUAAUUAAGAUAUCUGGAUCUCUCACUUAGUCCGACUAUCCCACCACGUCCAACUGGAACUGGCGAGAAAGGUCCUGGAGACAAAAAAAAAACCAUGUUAAAUCCGCUGUGGCCGGGACUCGAACUCGUGAUGGCGGGCACCUCAGCCGAGAUUCCUUUACCACCAGACCACGAGGACUGAUUUUCUAAUCGAAACCCAGACAAAUAACAAUUCGUGAAACUAUCAUGUGUGUAUUACAUAAGCCAAAAUCAUCGAAAUAAUCAAACAAUAAUUUCAAUCUAACAUGAUGAAACUACUAAAAUGAUACCAUUUUAUUUUUUCCGCAAGAUUGGAAUACUUAGCAAUGUAAAUAUUUUAGCUUGAUUGCUAUUUCAUUUGCGUUUGGGUUUAUACAACAUUUGAUCAAAUAUCAUAUUAGUAUUGCUAGGAAAGCAAAGAUAUUAUGUUUUGUUAUACAUAUAAAUGUUAACAGGAAAAAUUGCUUUUGAAAACCAAUCAUUUUCUAACAAGAUCUCAAGUAUGUUCUAAUAAAUCUGUUAUAUUCUCAGAUGACAUUUUAUAAUAUAGAGAAAUACGAAAAAACUGUUUAAAGAGAUUAAAGGAUUCUCUUUACAGCAUAUAGGUAUCGAGGCUAGCUAGAUUUUGUUAAAUAAAAUGUAUUAUUGUUACGAUAUAAUAUAGAGGUUGAAACAAAUGGUGUAUUAGGCAGUUAGACUAAUCAUCAUGUUUACCUCCAAACAUUUUUACCUUUUUAACAUUAACAAACGUUAUUAAUUUCUACUUAAGCUUCAAGAUAGUCUGUCUGUUUUCAAAUUGACAACAAUUGUUUUAAAAUUUUUGCUUUAUAAUGAUAUUUAUACAAGUCUCCAUGAAAUGAUGUUACGGUUUAACUCAUAAUAAAAGCUUUGUAUUUUUAUAUAUAAUUGAGUGUAUCAUGAUAUAAAUGCGAAUGGUUAUCAACUUUUGCCCAAACGUCAAUGAACUUUUUUCCCAAAUAAUCUUUGAAUUUAGAUCUAAGAUGUAAAUAUUUACUCUGUUUAGAUCAAGAUGUAAAUAUUCCCAAAUAAUCUUCGAAUGGUUUAAUCAGCUCGAAGUUGUUUUAGUGUAUUGAUUUUUUUAAGUACUUACAAAACUCGUUGAUAAAAGAAAUUUGAAAUGAUAAACAAAAAGUAAAAUACAGUUCUGGCUUGGGCAUGCGCUUAAUUCGUCUUUGUUUAGGUAUUAUACUGAUGAAUGUAGGAGACCACAUAACGAUAAAGUAAUGAUAUUUCUAAAUCUGUCUGAACACAUGUUCCUUCUUUGAUUUAACAUACAUAUAUAUUUGUUUACAUAUGCAAGUUAUAUGUGAACAUGAAACUGAUUUUCAAAUAGAGUUCAUAAUCUAUAUAAUAUGUACCCAAUCCCAAGACCUAACAGUCCAAACUGGAUAACCAAUUUAUAUCAAGAUCCAAUGAUAACAAUAACUGCCGUAAAUAUUAAUUAGCCAAAAUGAUCCAUAAGGUAUCCAGUUUUGGAAAGACCACAUGCAAACCCUUACUUGGUAGGAGCUAAGGAUAAGGCCAAUUGAAAUUGUCCAGUUCUGCUGAAUAUAUACAAAUUAAUUCAAUGACAAUAGUACUAUAUAUUGGUGCAUGCAAGUUAAUUACAUUGGCCAAAUGAGUUUCGAUCUUUAGAUAGAGUUCACAACAUUGCGUACUUAAAUUUUGUUGGCAACCCAUUGCUCCAAAUAUUUUGAUCCAUUUAAUAAGUCUCCAAAACAAUAUGGUAUAUCACAUCCAAAGUCAAUAAAAAAGCGUGUUAACCAAGAAUUCAAGAGACGUAAUCACCUUUUUCAUAUUUUUGUUUAACUCGGUCAUUAUUUGUUCUUCUAGGCCCCAGUGGGUGCAACUACUCUUUCUAGUGUUGAACCAAGUUCUGGUUUUCAAUAUCAAAACCUAAUUCUCCAACCGCAUAACAACAUUUACUUUUUUUACAAUUCAACUUAUCUAUCCAAGAAAACAAUAAACUAGCUAGAGAAACUAUCCACCAAGUUUAAAAACGUAUUGUCUUUGACUCUUUGUCUCCCUAUAUAACUCAAUGUUGAUUCCCAUUGCAACACAUUCUCUGUUCUUCCAUACUUUCAUCUCUAAAGUCUCUCGCUGUAACAGAAUUUUGUAAGAAUCUCAACAAUGAAGAUCAUCAAGAGCUUCCUCUGUUUCAUCUCUUUCGCAGUCCUCUUCAAUCCCAUGGCAGAAGCCAAUAAAGCACACCACCAUGAGUUCAUUAUACAAGCAACGAAAGUGAAGAGACUAUGUGAAACACACAACAGCAUUACGGUCAACGGAAUGUUCCCCGGUCCGCAACUUGUAAUCAAUAACGGUGACACUCUUGUUGUCAAAGUCAUUAACCGAGCUCGGUACAACGUAACAAUCCACUGGCACGGUGUGAGACAAAUGCGAACCGGUUGGGCUGACGGACCGGAAUUUGUUACUCAAUGUCCAAUCAGACCGGGAUCCAGCUAUACAUACCGGUUUACAAUUCAAGGACAAGAAGGUACACUUUGGUGGCAUGCUCAUAGUUCGUGGCUCAGAGCUACAGUCUACGGUUCACUCCUCGUCCUUCCUCCGGCUGGUUCGUCUUACCCAUUCCCAACCCCUCACCGCAACGUCCCACUCCUCCUCGGUGAAUGGUGGGACGCAAACCCGGUUGAUGUGUUGAGAGAAUCGAUACGAACCGGAGCUGCUCCGAAUAUCUCCGACGCUUACACCAUCGAUGGUCAACCCGGCGAUCUCUAUAAGUGCUCUUCUCAAGAUACGACAAUAGUACCCAUAAAUGUUGGUGAGACCAUACUACUACGUGUAAUAAACUCCGCACUGAACCAACCGUUAUUUUUCACGGUGGCUAACCAUAAGUUCACGGUGGUCGGAGCUGACGCGUCUUACCUAAAACCCUUCACCACCAACGUCAUUGUUCUCGGUCCCGGCCAAACCACCGACGUCCUCAUAACCGGUGACCAACCACCCAACCGCUAUUACAUGGCCGCAAGAGCUUACCAAAGCGCACAAAACGUACCGUUUGGCAACACAACCACAACAGCAAUCCUUCAAUACAAAUCCGCCCCUUGCUGCAUCGGCGGAGCCAAGAAGGGUACUUCCAUCAAACCAAUCAUGCCUCUGCUCCCUGCUUACAACGACACAAACACGGUCACACGUUUCAGCCAAAGCUUCAAAUCACUAAGAAAAGCCGAGGUUCCGACAGAACUCGACGAGAAUCUCUUUAUAACCAUCGGACUCGGUCUCAACAAUUGUCCUAAGAAUUUUAGGUCAAGAAGAUGUCAAGGUCUUAACGGUACACGCUUCACUGCAUCAAUGAACAAUGUUUCGUUUGCUCUUCCUAGUAACUACUCUCUCCUUCAAGCUCACCACCAUAAUAUUCCCGGAGUCUUUACAACAGAUUUUCCGGCGAAGCCUCCGGUGAAAUUUGAUUACACUGGUAGCAACAUAAGUCGAUCUCUCUAUCAACCUGAUAGAGGGACCAAGCUGUACAAGCUCAAGUAUGGAUCAAGGGUUCAGAUUGUUCUUCAAGAUACUGGUAUAGUAACUCCCGAGAACCAUCCUAUUCAUCUACAUGGUUACGAUUUCUACAUUGUUGCCGAGGGUUUUGGUAACUUCAAUCCCAAGAAAGAUAUCAGGAAAUUCAAUCUUGAAGAUCCGCCUCUUAGAAACACUGUUGGUGUUCCUGUUAAUGGUUGGGCCGUUAUCAGAUUUGUCGCAGAUAACCCUGGGGUUUGGAUAAUGCAUUGUCAUCUAGAUGCACAUAUAUCUUGGGGAUUAGCCAUGGCUUUCUUGGUUGAGAACGGGAAAGGACUAUUAGAGACAAUUGAGGAGCCUCCGGCUGAUUUGCCCGUGUGUUAGGAGCUCAAAAGAAAAGAAAAAACAUAAUAGUUUUCGUGUCAUAUUCAAUUGUUUUUCUUUUUCUUUUUGCUAAUAUAUACACUUGGUUUACUCCUGAGUUAGACUUGAAUUGAACCUCUCAGGAUUAAUUUUCUCGAUUGUUAAUGUUUUCUUUGACAUUAUAGUAUACCAAAUUAAUCAGUGCUAAAGAGUAUCACGAAAGUUGUUUUUUUAAUCUUCAUGCUCAUAUGUGCCGAAGGGUUGUUGAGCUAAACGUCUAUUAGUUUCUAUAGAUAAGCCUGGAAAUUAAGUGAUCGUUAACAUAAGACCUUUUUGGCGUAAUAUAGGCAGAGUCAAAUCGAGGUUCAACCACAUGAUGAAUAUUGAUGUUCGAAACUUAGCUAGCCUAAUUCUAUUUUCUUUCCAUAUGGUGUCUUUCGACCGGAUAUUACAUUGCUUCAUUAAUAACUACUAAUACUCCUUCAUGUAACAUUUGUAUAUUUGAAACUUGAGAUGAGAUAUAGAUUCAGUGUGUUCUAUAAUCAAGUUGAAUCCACUACCUCGUGUCUCUGUUAGACCAUGAAAUUAAUUUGGAGAAGUUAACUGAAAUAAAAAGUAGAAAAAAGAAAAAAAGCAGCAUGAAAUUACAAGUUGUUAGGUGAGCAGAAAAGUUAGAGGACAAAGUGAAUUCCGACGGGGAUGAAUCAUAACUUCGACAUUACCAGAAGAUACAAAAGUUGUCACGACUUUGUUAAUUUUUGAGUAAUCAGUGGAAAAAGAUUAUAACACCCUAACAAAUAUAAUCUCACACAAGUUACCACUUAUAUAUUUAUCGGAAUAUUGACUAGAUAUGACAUUAUUGUAUCCUCCUUAGUAUAUCAUAAACAACAUUUCAGGUUUUUACACAUCUGUUAAAAAAAAAAGAAGAAGUAUUUUUUUAUUUUUUAAAUGUUAAGCCAUAAACUCGAUAUAAACUAAAUAUCAGGCAUAUAAUAAGUUAUAUAUGCAUGCAUGAAAUAAGCAAACUUACACAAAUAAUAACAACCAUGAUCAUAAAGAGUUGAGAGUGUGUUUUAACGUUCUAGUUUAUGAAAGUGCAUGUUAACGUUGUAUAUAUUCAUGAAGUGCAGAAUAUUAAAUUUAUUUAGGACAAAUCUAUAAGAGAAUGUUUAUCUAAACCUAUAAUGUUUUGUAUAAUCUAAUUAAUACUAUGGGACCAAAGCCCAUAGCUUCCUGUUUUUUUUUUGUUAAAAACGUUGACUUGAUUUUUGAUGAGUC